Phalacrocorax carbo (great cormorant) is the source of this 6326-nucleotide messenger RNA. NCBI's taxonomy places the organism in Eukaryota, Metazoa, Chordata, Aves, Suliformes, Phalacrocoracidae. The record is from RefSeq and is a predicted model, not a curated record.
UAUGGUGCGGGGCGGGGCGGUCACGUGGCGCGGGCCGGCCGGAAGGAGCCGGGCAGCGGCGGCUAAAUGAAGCGGGGCCGGUGGGGUGGCGGGGCCCGGUGAGCGUCCGUUCCUCAUGCAAGCCUGACUGCUAUGUCUGGGCAUUGACACUUUUGGGUACAGCAGUUUAAAAUGGCAGAGAGAGGUGGAAAUGAAGAAGUAAUUAACUUGAACAGCUUCCGUAGUCACAGAGGAAAAGACUGGAUAAACCUCAGGGACGAAGGUCUUAUCAUGAUAUCAGAUUCUUCGGAUGAAGAAUUACCUUUGUUGCUGGAAAAGCCAGCAGAGCAGCAGCAUGAGGAAGAUGAUGACGAUGUAGUCAUCUUGGCAGAGACCUCAAAGCAUCAGCAGCUUCUGCGUCCCAAUGUCAUCAGACCUGCUGCUCAAUGGCAUGGUGCAAAUGCUGUGGGAGAAGGAGGAUCUAAAAGUGCUGUUGAGCCCCUGAGGAACAUACAUGUGCAAGAUGAGAACUCGGCUCCGCUGUGCCAGGGAGAGCAGUAUAAUCACACGGCAGAGAACAGUGCUGGAUCAAGCAGGGAUGAGAUUGCCUUGCAGCAGCCCGGACCAUCUGAGCUUAAUGGCUCCAGGUUUGAACUUGCAAGUAACGAGGAGCCUGGCCCAAGUUUGCUUCCGGCAAUAAAGACGAAUCCACAGCCUGUUGUUAACAGAGAAAUUGUUGCGGAGAAUCCAGACCUUCCACCAGAACAAGAAGAAAAGGCAGAAGCCCAGGGAUGGCAAGGAGAGGACUUGGAGCCAGAGCAAAAUCCUGGAGGAACAGCUGCUGCAACUGCCACAGAGCAGGAGAUACACAAGAACAGCCAGCUGGAUCACCCAUACUUCCAGCCAUCGGAAGGCGAGUCUCAUGCUGUAGUAAAUGGUUGGGUUCCUCAGCAAGGGCAGCCUGAAGCAGAACCAGGAUCUCUGAGGGCAUAUGGAGAGGAGGCUCCUGGGCCAGCCUUCCCCCGACCUGAACCACAGCAGGAUGGGAUUCCAGGUCCUGCGUCACCCCAGCCAGCACAUCCACCAGAAGAAACGGGUCAGCAGGCAGCGAUAGACAAUGAACAGCCAGGUCCAGCGUUUCCUGCACAAGGCGCUCACGAACUUGCCUCUAGUAAUGUGCCAGAACAAGGAGCUGCUGGGCAGGACCAAGACCUCACUGCACUGCUCAUCAGAGAGACUGAAGCAAGAUUCCCAGAUGUGCAGAAGGAAUAUAUUGAAGAGCUCAUCAGCAUCAAGAACUGCUAUGACUUAAAUGUACUUUGUAACUUUCUUCUGGAAAAUCCAGAUUACCCAAAGAAGGAAGGCAGAGUGGUUUUAAAUCCCAGCAGCAGCCUGCUUGCCAGCCAAGAUGAGACAAAGGUGCCUAAAGUGGACUACUUCGACUUUUCCAAACUUACCCCACUUGAUCAGCGGUGCUUUAUUCAGGCAGCCGACCUCCUUAUGGCAGACUUCAAAAUGCUGAGCAGCCAAGACAUUAAGUGGGCACUACAUGAACUCAAGGGACACUAUGCAAUCACGCGAAAGGCCUUUUCAGAUGCAAUCAAAAAAUGGCAGGAGCUGUCUCCCGAAACCAGUGGGAAACGAAAAAGGAGGAAAGAAAUGAAUCAGUAUUCAUAUAUAGACUUCAAGUUUGAGCAAGGAGAUGUGAAAAUUGAGAAGCGCAUGUUCUUCUUGGAGAAUAAGAGACGGCACUGGAGGUCCUAUGACAAGCUCUCUCUUCUCCCACCAGUGCUACUGGAGCAGGAAUUCUAUGAACAGAAAGUUAAAGAGAUGGCAGAGCAUGCAGACUUCCUCCUUGCUCUGCAGAUGAAUGAGGAGCAGUAUCAGAAGGAUGGUCAGAUGAUAGAGUGCCGCUGUUGUUAUGGGGAGUUUGCAUUUGAAGAGCUAACUCAGUGUGCAGAUGGUCACUUGUUCUGCAAGGAGUGCCUAAUUAAAUAUGCUCAGGAGGCAGUCUUUGGCUCUGGGAAGUCAGAGCUGAGCUGCAUGGAAGGCAGUUGCACGUGUUCAUUCCCCACCAGCGAGCUGGAGAAAGUGCUUCCGGAGAACAUCCUCUGUAAAUACUAUGAGCGGAAAGCUGAGGAGGAGGUGGCUGCUGCCUGUGCAGACGAGCUUGUCAGGUGUCCGUUCUGUAACUUCCCAGCUCUGCUGGAUAACGAUGUGAAGCGGUUCAGCUGCCCUAACCCCCGCUGCAGAAAGGAAACCUGUCGGAAGUGCCAGGGGCUGUGGAAGGAGCACAUGAACCUCACCUGCGAGCAGCUGGCUGAGAAGGAUGACAUCAAAUACAGGACGUCCAUAGAAGAGAAAAUGACAGCCGCCCGGAUUAGAAAAUGCCACAAGUGUGGGACUGGCCUAAUUAAAUCGGAGGGUUGCAACCGCAUGUCCUGCCGUUGCGGUGCUCAGAUGUGCUACCUCUGCCGGGCUGCCAUUAACGGGUAUGACCACUUCUGCCAACACCCCCGGUCGCCUGGGGCUCCCUGCCAGGACUGUGCAAAGUGCUCUCUCUGGACAGAUCCCACAGAAGAUGAUGAGAAGAUAAUUCAGGAGAUUCAGAAAGAGGCUGAAGAGGAGCAAAAGAAGAAAAAUGGAGAGAACAGCUUCAAGCGCAUCGGCCCUCCUGCAGAAAAGCCCAUGGAGAAAAUGCAGAGAAUUGAAGUUAUCCCCAGACCUGUUCCUCAGAACCUCCAUCAACCCCGGAUGCCCCCUUACCCCUUCAUGCACCCUCCCUUCCCGCUCCCCGCUGUCCGUCCCAUGUACAAUAACAUCCCCCUCAACAUCGGCCCUAUCCCUGCCCCCUACGUCCCCCCGUUGCCUAACAUGAGGGUGAACUAUGACUUUCCCCAGAUCAAUGUUCAGCUGGAGCACAACUUGCCUAUGCACUUCGGCCCUCAGCCUCGACACCGGUUCUGACCUUGUUCAAACAGCACUUGGCAUAGAGUCAUUGCAGGGCAAAGCCUCCUCAGUAAUGUCACCCCCCCUUCUGUUCCUGCCCCUCUCGGUUUAGCCAGCUGCAAGGGGUCCCGCUCUGACUCGCAUUACCUGCACUGCACCCCUCUCUAGAGCUUCUCUGAACCUUUGCAAUCGAACGUUUCAACCUGUGCUGCAACAGGGCUUGGUGCUACAUGCCUGUGUUGGGCAUCCAGCUAUUUUAAUCUGACAAAGCCUGUUCAGGCAGCUGUUGGGAGGGAAAGCGAGACUUUGUGGAGCGCAGGGAUGCAGCCAUUCCUCGGGGACUUUCUAAAAAUCCUACCUUCCUGCUGGCCAGAGCAGCUGCUGCACAGUCAAGUGAGUCUUGGGGGAAGGGAGGAGAGACUUGGCAUCUGAGUAAGACCUUCAGGAACAAGAUAACAGGAGUCAGCUGCCUUAGCCUUCUGCCUGCAGAGAGGCACGAGGCUGGGGCUCCCAUGUUCUGCAGCACCUCUCUAACCUACUAGCACCCCCCAGCAGAAAUAAAUUGUUCAAACCCAAAUCAAUCUAGUGUUUUUAGCAUUUCUCACUCUGCAAGUGGAGUGAGGGGGAUGCAGCAGCUAUCUUGUUGCUGGGAUCUCAGUAGGAAGCUCAGAGCCAUGUUCUGCUUUAGGAAGUAGCAGAGAGUUGAGCCCCCUAAUCUUUGGUGGGACUGAACUUGCCCCCUUUGAAAGGAUCAGGGUUUUUUUUCCCCCAGAGGUGGGUGCCUCUUAUCUUCCAAAACAUGGCCUUUGCUUUGCUGUUCUCAUCUGGCAUCCCAAAUCCUCCUCUGCUGGCAGUCACCAAGCAGCUGGUAGAAGCAUCCAGAGCUUAAGCUGCACCGUUCAUUGCAAAAACUGCAUGGACAAAUACCCGGUUAGAUGCAUAGAGGGUGGUGUGUGAUAUGUGCUGUGGCAGAAGAAUUAGCAACUACCCCUGCAGUUGUGCACGCAGGCAGCGGAGAGCCGGGAGCCCCCUUAGCCAAACCCCCUGCAACCAAACGGGAGCAGCAGCCUUGUGCUGCAGGAAGCUGGCUGCUUGCGCGGCGCCUAAUAACUUCUGAAAAUGCGUGUUUCAGCUUAAUUGGCUUUGGAAAAGCAUGUUAAAAGGCAAACGCGAGUAUUGCUGGGCUUAGGAAGCGAGGGUUUAGGAAAAGCAAAACUUCCUUGUGAGACACAGGGAGGGGGGUAGUUGCUGGGCUGCUGGAGGAGUGUUGGCACGAAGCCCCUUUCCCCACGGCCCUUGGCUGUAAUGCCUGGUACAGGCCCCCUUCAGAAAAGAAAAGGGUUGGAGUGGAAAAAAAGCCCUCCUCCCAGAAAUGCUGGGCUAGGUUUUAGCAGCCAAGUUGGUUCUGUAGUUCCCCGAGUGGUUUGGCGUGGGCCGCAUCCUGCUCUGUCCUGCUGGGACACUCCCUGCACUGCCCCUCCUGUUAUUCCCCCUUGUAUUUGAGCAUCUCGCUGUCUUUUUAGUUUUAUUUGUUUUUCAGGUAAAACUCCCUGCUUUGGCCUCAUGGCUUCUGCCAGACCCUUGCUUGCAUCUCUCUGUACCUGCUCGCGGCACAGCAUCUCCUCGGGCGCGCGGCGAGCGAUGGGCACGGGGCCGUCGGUGGGGUGCUCCUGGAGGGAGGCAGCCUCCGCCGUGGCCCAGGACAGCGUCGGGGCACUGUUGUCCUCAGGAGGGUCUCCCAGAGGGGACUUUUGGGCUGAGUCAGCACUUUUUCCCCUCUCUGGCAUUGCCUAUGAGUUGAACUUCCCUGCGGAGUGCUGUGUUCCAGCUCCUCGGUGCCAUGGUCUCUAGCAUUAAUAACCAAGUGGUAUUCUUUUGCUGCUAUCAUUUUCUUUUUAAUUUUUUUUUAAAUUUCUGGAAGUUGUCAGGGGGCUGCAGGAGCUUAUCGCUUGCUGGGUUUUAGCCAGGUUUAAAUCCCAGCUUGCACUGAGUGAUUCCUGCGGUAGCCAGGAGCAGGGUGUCCCGCUGGAUUUGGGAAGGGCUGUGUUCACAGUGCCAGCGGGUGGCGAGAGAAUGGACGCAGGUCAAAGGAAGCACGGGUGGCUUCCCCUUGCAGAAAGGAAAUCCUGAGUUUUCCAUGGCCAAGCUCUUGUUGGUUCAAGGGCCAGCUUGGAUGAGCCCUCCCGGCUUUCUGAAGCCUGCGCCUUUCCCUGGCAGGGUGGUUGCGGUUGUCGUCCAGCACCCGCCUGCGCAGCGGGGGGUCGGGCAGUGGAGGUGGGUUUGGGCAGCCGGGCACGGCUCAGCUGCUGAACCAGUGGCCCAAAUGACGAAGCAAACAUGGUGUGACCUCCCCCAGCGUCCCACGGAGCUGCGCGGCUGGGAGCACUGGCAAAACGAUGGUCUGAUCCCGUCUUUUGGUGCAUGUCUAGGGGUCUAAAGAACUAAGCCUUGGCAGGGGGAAGUGCAGAGGUGGAGCAAGAAGGAUGGAGAGGCGUCAGGCAGAGGUGGCAAGGGGAGGUUGGUGUUGGUGGUCCAUCCUCGUGGUUAGGGUGUGAGGGUCUUCUGCUGCUGUGGUGCGGCGGUUGUGGUCCCGGAGGAGCCCGGUAGGUGUAGGGGGAGAGAGGACCGCUGACCCCUGUCCCCUGCCAAAUCCACAAGAUUAUUUGUGUCUGAGAGAAGAAAAAUCGGUGCUUGGUCUGUGAACUGUACCCAGCAGCCCCGAGCGAUGGGCUUAGCCCUCCACCCGGCCCUGGGGUGAUGCCGGCCUCCCGGCGCUGCUUCUCUCCCUGCGGAAACACCCAUUUCACUGAAAAUUACUCUGCAGCCAAAGCGUGUGGCUGCUCCUCCCCUCUAACCUGAGGGACCUCGAGGUGUGGUUCCUGAUGGCGCUUGGGUCACUGCUGAUUUAUUGAAAACAAAAGAACAACAAAAAAAAAGCCCAAACUUAACUGCGCACCCACCAGAGCCGUCCCUGAUCUGGUCUCUAACACCCGCACCACAUUUUUCCCUCCCACUUUGCAGUCCUUGAAACCAUUUGUCCUUUAAAAGGUGACUGGGAGGUUGCUGAGCCCAGGCGGGUCCCGUAACAGGUACUUCUUCUGGUUAAUUGCUGUGUCCCAUUUUACUUGCCUUAAAGGUGGAGAGAGAAACUUAGUAUUUGCACUUAGCAAAACGUAUUAAAAGAAAAAAAGCCCUGUAAAGAUGUGCAUGUCCUGCAACUUUGUAUAACAAUAGCUGAAAAUAAAAUAGGUGGUUUAUUAAAAAAAAAAAAAUAUUAAAAAAAAUAUUUUUCUUUACCUUCUGGUAGUAAACUGUUCUAAUAUUCUGUGUGUAAAAAGUUCCUGUAUCAUACUGUAAUUUGAAUUUUUUGUAAAUAAAUUUGUGCACUCUGGCUUCUA